This is a messenger RNA of Quercus lobata, 1263 nucleotides long. RefSeq lists its product as uncharacterized. The record is from RefSeq and is a predicted model, not a curated record. Gene Ontology annotation, cellular component: mitochondrial large ribosomal subunit. Lineage: Eukaryota; Viridiplantae; Streptophyta; Magnoliopsida; Fagales; Fagaceae. Bases 592 to 978 code for a protein of 128 amino acids. The transcript has 3 exons.
CUCUUUCUUCGAACAAUCGUGAAUGCUUGCUUGCUUUUUGAUUCAUUUUCCUCUGAAAAAAGUUUUCUGAAUUUCCUUCGAUUUCGAUACGAUUUCCGCUUCAUUUCUAGGGUCCGAUUUGAAGGUUUUUUUUUUUUUUUGGUGGUGAUCUGAAGGUUUUGUUGUGAAAUUCAUUCGGACCUGUUGUAUUUUAGUUCUGCAUGCAUGUAGUUUUUCUUCGAAAACGGAAUCUGAUUUCGCUAAUGGUGCUUGAUGUGUCUGUAUGGUGAUGAUACUACUUUUACUCUCGGAUCUGUGCGAUCCAGUUGAAAACAUAUGUUUGUUAUGAGAUUUAUCAGCGUGUGGGUUUCUUCGAAAUUUUUUUUUUUUAAUUUUUUCCUCUUGGUGGUUUUUAUGGGGGCCGUUUCUUGCUAUGGUUUCUGGGUUUGGUGGUGGUGGCAAUCUGCAUGGAUUGAUGGUGGGUUUUUCUUCAAUUUUUUGUUUUGGGAUUGUUGUUGUGAUUUGCUGGGGGUGGCUGGUGGUGUAGCAGUGAUUUGGGUCCGUGUAGUGUGUUGUAAAAUGGGAGAGUGUGAGUGUGAGUGUUGAGUAAGAAUGCUGAAGUUCCUAUCAAGGGUUCGGAUCGAGUUCAAUGCCUUGGACCCACGCACAGCCUCGUGCAUGGAAUUCUUGGCACAGUGCAACGCUUCCAAGGCCAAAGAGUCCAACCCUGCUUGUCAAAUCCAAGUCAAACGCCGAACCGACGACCACCUUCCCCAAAUCACCGUCACUUUUGUCAACGGAGUCGAAGAGGUUUACGAUGCCACAUCUACACCGGCCCAGACCAUAAGGACUAUGAUUCUCGAUAAGGGUCAGUUCCUCGAGACCGAGCAAAUGUUCCGUGAAGCUGGUGAGGCUUGGCCUGUUUUUGUCCCCGAAGAGGAGCUCCGCCAGCACGCGCCUGGCACCAAGCCGAGGAAAGCAGAAGAGAAGAAGCAGUAAGUGUAUCUUAUCUGAUAUACAUAUAGCUUGGGAUCAUCAUGGAUGGUGGGUAGUUAGAUUUUGCUUCACAGAACAUUUCAUUUUUGGAAAGAAAAUGCCAUGUCAGACAUGAUGUUGAACCAUUCUUUUGGAUUGUGCUGCUAGCAUGUUUGUUCUGCUUCAUCGUGGAUGCAUCGGGUGAAUCACUGUGAUUUAAUUGAAUCCUCGCUGUAUGAGUUGUGGAUGUUUGGAAGUCUUUUGCUCCUUCGAUUCAUCCUUUUAUUAUGGUCAUAAAAGAAAGAGUUA